AUGGGGGUCACCGUGUGGCCCCUCUUCUCUAGGUGCAGGCUCUGCCAGACAGUUCCUCUUGCUAUCUUCGCUCUCCUGCUUCUUUAUCUCAGUGCUCGGAACCUCCGAGCGCUCUCAGGCUGCGAAUCCGGGGCACAGUCCUGCACGCCCAAGGGAUCAUUGCCCUUCCAGAUCCAGCAAGAGGGAUCCCUAGAGGCACUGGAGCAGGAAGAGCCUGCCUGUCUGGGUACUCAGGGGAUGCUAGGCCGCAUGAUGAGACCGUUCCACGCCAGUCUGAGCCACAAAGGGGACGUGGAGUUGUCGCAGUACCUGGCCGGAUGGAAAGAGUUGGUCAAGUUCCUAACUCCGCUCGGCUCCAUCUUUGCUUUCGCCACAAGCGAGGCCUCCACCAAGGUCACAGCCCUGGAGACUAGGGUGCACGGCCUACAUGCCGCGCACUACACAUCGCUGGCGACCAUGACGGCGUGGGAGCGGCGGACAGGACUGCUGGAAGGGGCCGGGACUGUCCCCCCGGACUCGGGCUCACGAACGAUGCUCUUGUUGCACCGCGCGCUGCGCUGGUCCCAGCUCUGCCUCCACAGAGUGGCGACCGGGACACUCGAAGGCCCGGACGCCGGCGAGCAGUGCAGCGACGCCUAUGAAUCAGCUCUGGCUCCGCACCACCCCUGGCUCAUCCGUCAGGCAGCCCACCUCGCAUUCCUCGCAUUCCCGCGUCGUGACAGGUUGCUCCAGGUGGCGUGUCCGGGAACCAGGGAGACGGUGGCCCGAGCCGCGCUGGCCCGGGCUGCCGGCACCCUGGAGGAAGUCUACAACCGCACCCAGGGCCUACUAGCCGAGCGCGGUCUGCUCCACAUGGUCUGA
Messenger RNA from Chrysochloris asiatica (Cape golden mole), 861 nucleotides. It is a transcript of the gene GLTPD2, whose product is annotated as glycolipid transfer protein domain containing 2. Gene Ontology annotation, molecular function: ceramide 1-phosphate transfer activity; ceramide 1-phosphate binding. The record is from RefSeq and is a predicted model, not a curated record. Gene Ontology annotation, biological process: intermembrane lipid transfer; ceramide transport. Gene Ontology annotation, cellular component: cytoplasm; cytosol; membrane. The coding region runs from base 1 to 861 and encodes 286 amino acids. Lineage: Eukaryota; Metazoa; Chordata; Mammalia; Afrosoricida; Chrysochloridae. The transcript has 4 exons.